Messenger RNA from Vigna angularis (adzuki bean), 1517 nucleotides. RefSeq lists its product as uncharacterized. Gene Ontology annotation, biological process: protein transport. NCBI's taxonomy places the organism in Eukaryota, Viridiplantae, Streptophyta, Magnoliopsida, Fabales, Fabaceae. The coding region runs from base 136 to 1257 and encodes 373 amino acids. The record is from RefSeq and is a predicted model, not a curated record. The transcript has 5 exons.
CUGACAACAAACAUUAUCUCACAGAAUAAAGUCUCAACUCUGCAACUACAGUCGUUUGAUCAUACAAUCCUUCUUUCAUUCCUCACCCCUUUUGCACACAAGCAAGGAAUCACCAAAUUCCAUUCAUAACAUAACAUGGGUCUGCUUGGAAAAAGCUUCACUUCCAAGAUCAAAAGCAUCACCACACUUGCUGUUUCUAGGAUUGUUAUCUUGAAGAAUCAGCACAAAGCUCGAGCCUCUUAUGCUCGCUCUGAUGUUGCUCAGCUCUUAAACCUUGGUUACCAUGACCCUGCUCUACUUCGUGUGGAUCAAUGGAUAAUAGAACAAAACAUGUUGGAAGUGUUUUCUAUGGUAGAAAACUAUUGUAAUUUGCUGAGAGAAAGAGCUGAAGCUCUUGAAACCAACAAGGAGUGCCCCGUUGAUCUCAUGGAAACAACAUCUAGCCUUAUCUUUGCAUCCUCAAGGUGUGGAGAUUUUCCAGAGCUGCACAAGAUAAGAGAGAUUUUAACAUCAAGGUUUGGGAAAGAGUUUGCAGACCAUGCUGUUGAGUUGCACAAAAAUAAUAGAGUGAACUCUGAGAUGAUACAAAAGCUUUCACCAAAACGCCUCACCAUGGAAAUCAAAAUGAAAGCGCUGAAACAAAUUGCUUCAGAAAUUGGAGUUACUUUGCGUUUGGAGCAGAAGCCUGUAUUGAUCAAUAAAGAAAAAAUGAAUGUUGAACGAGGACAAGAUGAACGUGAAACCAGAAAAAAUAGUGUUGAUGAUCAUCACCAUAAAGUUAAUAUCCAAAAUAAUCCAGAAAAAAUAAUUCAGCGUGAGCUUGUAUCUGAUAGGAAUGAAGAAAGGAAGAGACACACUGAUACAGCUGCUGCAGCAGCUGAAAAAGCCUUAGAAUCAGAAUCUUUUGGGAUUGAAGUUAGUAAACAAUCAAAUCACGAUAUUGAACUAAAAGCAUCGGAAAGGAGGGAAAUUAAAACACUUGCAUGGGAAGACUUUCAUUUAAGUCUGAAUCCAAGAGGUAAUAUGACAGCAAUAUCAAAUAAUGCAGAGUUAAUUUCCAAGGAACAUGUGAAGGAAGCAAAAAGAGAGGAUGACAAUGAUCACAACAGUAAUUCUGAUGCAGCUACAGAAAAUGAACACUUCAAAUUCAACGAAGAAAGAGUUCAUGCUUCUUCCAACGCCAUAAGACGGAAUUCACAGAGGUCUCAAUCUGAUCCCACUCAACAUCUUUUGGCAACAAGACGUGAUGGAAACUAGGGAUCCAACACAAGUUCAAAAGCAGAUACAUACACAUCAUGAACAUGUGGAUUGGAAGAUGAUGUCAGUGAGGAGGAGUAGAUGAUCAAAAGGUGAAUAACAAAAAGUAUGGAGAAUUGGAACAUGUAUUUUCUUCAAAAGUGUACAAAGUGCAAAACCUAAAUUAUUUAGCAUUUGAAAUAAAAUAAAAAGCCAAUUUGUAAGGAAAGAUGUAUCAGAAUAUUUUUUUAUCGGCAGAAAAUAUAUAAAAUGAAAAAUAC